AUGUCUCCAUCACUGCAAUCUCGCGCCAAAGGUGCCAUCUGGGGCGUCUGCGUAGCAGACGCACUCGGCGGCCCCGUCCAAUUCAGAGACGCGGGAACAUUCGAGCCAAUUACAUGCUUGAGAUUUGUCGCGCCUUUCAAGCAACCAGCUGGAUCCUACUCCGACGACGGAUCUAUGACUCUAGCCUUGGCAUGCUCCUUUAGCAAAUCCAAUAUGCAAUACAACCACAAGCUUUCAAUCCAAUACUUUAUCGAGUGGAUGACUAAAGGUCAUUUCAGCACUGUCAACCACUCAUGGGAUGUAGGACGCUCUACUCGCACCUCCCUUCGGCUGUGGGUGCAGUUUGGCAUGGAGGAGGGAGAAUUCGAACUUGCCCAGGCGAUGGUCACCGAAAGAUUGGAUCACAACGAGUUCUCCGGGAACGGAAGCUUGAUGAGGAUUGUCCCUAUUGGGUUGGUUUACUGGCGAGAUUCUGGUUUGGCGAGGGAAAUCGCCAGAAGACACAGCCGGAUCACCCAUCCUUCGCUCGCAUGUGUGGAAGCCUGUGAAGUGUACACGCAAUUGGUGUGUGGAGUUCUGAAUGGUCAAACGAAGAAACAACUCUUCCACACAGUGUCCACGUUCCCGUUUACUCAUCCUACUCUGCAACUGCGGUUGUCCCGGCACAGAUACAGGACGCUUAGUGAUUGGAAGGCCAAGGUGCCCAGUGAUGUAACGAGUAGUGGAUGGGUGGUUGAUACACUGGAGUGUGCGCUGUGGGCAUUUUUCAAGUAUGAUACAUGGAAGGAUGGGGCGCUGGCAGUUGUAAAUCUGGGUGGUGACUCGGAUACUGCAGGCGCUGUUUAUGGCGGUCUUGCGGGCUCGUACUAUGGGUUUGAUGCUAUUCCUGGUGAGUGGGUGGAUGGGAUGCAGAAUAAAGGGUUGAUUGAAAGUAUUGCUGGAGCUCUGUCUGAUGGGGUGGCUUGA
Penicillium digitatum Pd1 is the source of this 966-nucleotide messenger RNA. RefSeq names its product ADP-ribosylglycohydrolase family protein. Lineage: Eukaryota; Fungi; Ascomycota; Eurotiomycetes; Eurotiales; Aspergillaceae. The record is from RefSeq and is a predicted model, not a curated record.